UAGGCUCUCACAUCCUGUACGAACAUCAUGCAUAAUGAGUAAUUCACCACAGUGGGAACAGGGAAGGGCGGAAGGCCUUAAUAUUCAUUCACAUUUGACAGCCUCUCUUUGAACAGGUGACUUGCUAGCAGAACACAGGAAAUGAAACUGCUGUGCUUGCUUGUGCUUCUGUGUCUGGAGGUCCCGGGAGAUAGCUUGUCCAUCGAUAGCCAUCAUUACGCUGCAGCCACGAAGUGUCUCCGAUUGUUGUGCAAAACGUCAGCGGAUGACUCUGAAUGUAAAAUGUGCUUGCGGGAGGUCGAUGUGUCUCAGCAGCCUAUCGAAGCACUGCGUCUUUGUCUAGAGGAAAUCACAAGCUGUGACAAGGAGGAUACUGAAACCCUGGAAAAAUUGCGGACUUGCAUGGCGUUGGCAAGUUCAGAGAUGGGCACCUGCUUCAACGGAAAGCGUGGCGAAAAUUACCCAUUUCCCUUCCUUCCGCUUGAAUGAAACCGCGACGCAUCCGAAAAUAAAUUACAGUGUAACCCCUAUUUGUCUCCUUUGAGAUUUUUUUCUCCCUUCAAAUGAAAUUGUUGUCGUGGC
Messenger RNA from Penaeus monodon (black tiger shrimp), 582 nucleotides. RefSeq lists its product as uncharacterized. The record is from RefSeq and is a predicted model, not a curated record. NCBI's taxonomy places the organism in Eukaryota, Metazoa, Arthropoda, Malacostraca, Decapoda, Penaeidae. The transcript has 5 exons. The coding region runs from base 142 to 489 and encodes 115 amino acids.